This is a messenger RNA of Ictidomys tridecemlineatus (thirteen-lined ground squirrel), 3199 nucleotides long. The record is from RefSeq and is a predicted model, not a curated record. NCBI's taxonomy places the organism in Eukaryota, Metazoa, Chordata, Mammalia, Rodentia, Sciuridae.
UGGGAGAGUGUGGGAAUGGGGCUGGGCACUCGUUGUCUCUGUGGGCAGAUUCCUGCCACGUCCAGCCUCUGCCACUGCGGGGACAUCCAGCCUCUGCCACUGCGGGGGACGUCCAGCCUCUGCCACUGCGGGGACAUCCAGCCUCUGCCACUGCGGGGGACAUCCAGCCUCUGCCACUGCGGGGCCUUGAAGAGGUCCUUCGAGGUCGAGGAGGCCGAGCCACCCAACUCCACCCCGCCCCGGCGGGUCCAGACGCCCCUGCUCCGGGCCACUGUGGCCAGCUCCACCCAGAAGUUCCAGGACCUGGGUGUGAAGAACUCAGAGCCCUCCGCCCGCCAUGUAGACCCCCUGGGCCAGCGCUCGCCCAAGCCUGCCCUGCGGAGGGUGGAGCUCGCGGGGUCCAAGGUGCCUGAACCCGUGUCCCGCCGCACGGAGCUCUCCAUCGACAUCUCGUCCAAGCAGGUGGAGAGCGCGGCCACCCCUGGGCCGGCCCGGUUCGGGCUCAAGAGGGCCGAGGCGCUGGGCCACAAGACCCCAGACCCGACCCCUCGGAGGACGGAGGUCACCAUCGUCAAGCCCCCGGAGCCAGCCCACCGCAGGAUGGAGGCCCCUGCCUCCAAGACCCCCGAGGUGCCUGCCAGCCCUGCCGUCGACACAGCCCCCAAGAGGGUGGAGAUCCAGGUGCCCAAGCCGGCCGAGGCGCCCGCCUGUCCCCUCCCACCCCAGACCCUGGAGAAUUCAGAGCCUGCCCUGACGUCCCAGCUGCAGAGCAGGCUGGAGCCCAAGCCCCCGCUGGCCGAGGCCCUGCCCAGGAGCCCCGAGGUCCCCGAGGCAGCUCCCGGCAGCGCUGGCAACAUGGCCGACUCCUCCAGGGAUGCCGCCCUCAAGCAGGCCGCGGCCACGCGGAACGAGAAGGCCCCCGUGGAGUUCGGCUACGUGGGCAUCGACUCCAUCCUGGAGCAGAUGCGGAGGAAGGCCAUGAAGCAGGGCUUCGAGUUCAACAUCAUGGUGGUGGGGCAGAGCGGCCUGGGGAAGUCCACCUUAAUCAACACCCUCUUCAAGUCCAAGAUCAGCCGGAAGUCGGUGCAGCCCCCCUCGGAGGAGCUGCAGGAGGAGGUCAACAUCAACCGGAAGAAGCGCAUCCCGGACACGCGCGUCCACUGCUGCCUCUACUUCAUCCCUGCCACGGGCCACUCCCUCAGGCCCCUGGACAUCGAGUUCAUGAAGCGCCUAAGUAAGGUGGUCAACAUCGUCCCCGUCAUUGCCAAGGCUGACACACUGACCCUGGAGGAGAGGGUCUACUUCAAACAGCGGAUCACCGCAGACCUGCUGUCCAACGGCAUCGACGUGUACCCCCAGAAGGAGUUUGACGAGGACUCGGAGGACAGGCUGGUGAACGAGAAGUUCCGGGAGAUGAUCCCGUUUGCCGUGGUGGGCAGUGACCAGGAGUACCAAGUCAAUGGCAAGCGGAUCCUCGGGAGGAAGACCAAGUGGGGCACCAUCGAAGUCGAGAACACCACGCACUGUGAGUUUGCCUACCUGCGGGACCUGCUCAUCAGGACGCACAUGCAGAACAUCAAGGACAUCACCAGCAGCAUCCACUUCGAAGCCUACCGCGUGAAGCGCCUCAGCGAGGGCAGCAGCACCCUGGCCAACGGGCUGGAGAAGGAGCCAGACGCUGAGGAGAUGUAGACGCCCCCGGGACCCACCCGAGUCCCCCACGCCCCAGGCCCGCCCACUCACCCGUCUUAUUUCAUAUCAUUCUCUCCAUUUGUCACCCGCCCCUUUUACACACUGCCGGGUCACCCCAUGUGCUCUGCACCAGCCUGAGGUCUCCGGGCACAUGGCUGGACCUCGGUCUGGUCCUGGGCCCGGGCCAGCCUCUGGCCUUCCUGAGGGCUGGGAGGGCUGGGCGGUGGGUGAAGGGAGGGCCCGCUGGAUCCAACCCCCCACCCAGGUCCAGCUCCCGGGGGCCAGGAGAGCCACUGUCUGCCCCCUGCGCAGAGCCUGCAGACCUGGGGGGGUCUGUGCUUGGGCCAGGUCCAGGGUGCAGGGAUGACCACUGAGCCAUACUCUGUCCCAGUGGCCACGUCCCCUGGCCCCUGUCGGAGGCUGUACCCAGGGGAGGACAGAGCCAGCAGGUGGACCUGGAGCCCCUCCUGCCCCCUACAUGUCAUGGGACGUGACUCCGCACCCCACCUGCCCCUGCUCCCGAGGGGAGACUAGAGUUCCACAGCCCAGCUUGCCCACUGCUUAGAGGUGGCAAGUCCCCGGCUGCCCCUGCCCGCCCAUGAGCCCGGAGCAGAAAGUGCCUUAUCUCAGCGUCCCUGUGUGUCCCCUCAGGCCAGACAGGCUGCAGGCAGGAGGCCUGUGGUGUCCCCUCUCCUCCCUUUGCCUGUGGGUGCUGCAGUGCGAUCUGGUGAGGAUUAAAGGACGGAGGUACCUCCACCCUGAAUUUUGGGCAUGUCCCGCACUCUGGUGGAGGGGUGAGGGGCGAAGCGGGGGGCCACCCUGCGGGCGCAGGAGGUGCAUUUGCACCUGUGGAGUUCGGCUUGGCCCAGACACUCCGGCUACACUCAUGCCCCUCCUCCACCUUCACCAGCUUUGCUCCUGCUCAGCCCUCACUGCCCCAGAGACCUGGGUACACGGGGGGGCCACAGAGCCUGGCUGCUGGUUGUCCUCCACGUUCCUGGGCCUCUGUACCCUAGAGUCCAUUUUAAAGUCCCCAGAGAGGGAGAGACAAGGGGUCAGAGAUACACAGAAUACACCUAGGCUGCAGAGAAAGGCUUAACCGUGACACAGCCUGGUCCCCGAGAGGGGACUGGUAGGGACCAUGCACAGCUGACCUUCUGCCUCCCAUUCCAGGAGAAGACAAACCCUCUGCCCCACAGUUUACAUGCCAACUACCGACUUGCCAAGUUUUUGCCAAAACCAAGACUUUGAAAGUGUGCAGCCCAGGGUCCAGGACGCAUGGCCCCGCCCUCCCCAGCCCCCAUGUCGCCUGGGGGGUUAGCAGAAUCCCGGGCUCCGGAAGGCUUUGCUUCCUUUCUCUGUAACCAGAUUUUGAACCGUUUUGCUGGGCUGUGUUCCGUAAUGGCCUUUAGCUCUGUGCCUCCUGAGAAUUUCGUCUCUUUUUGUAUAAAUAACAAAAGUGUUGAAAUGUAUUUCCUGAAAUAAAUGUUUCAAAUGCAAACUCAGA